This is a messenger RNA of Exophiala dermatitidis NIH/UT8656, 969 nucleotides long. RefSeq lists its product as uncharacterized. Gene Ontology annotation, cellular component: cytoplasm. The transcript is spliced from 2 exons. The record is from RefSeq and is a predicted model, not a curated record. Lineage: Eukaryota; Fungi; Ascomycota; Eurotiomycetes; Chaetothyriales; Herpotrichiellaceae. Bases 1 to 969 code for a protein of 322 amino acids. Gene Ontology annotation, molecular function: oxidoreductase activity, acting on the CH-OH group of donors, NAD or NADP as acceptor.
AUGGCACCCCCCGAAGCAUUCAACAUCUCGCGUUCCCAGCUGACCGGCCCACGAAACAGCACAGUCCUCAUCACCGGAGGCAGCAGCGGGAUCGGCUUACAAACCGCGAUCCUGCUCCACGACCAGCUGGACAACAAUGUAAUCAUACUAGACCGGGCGGCACCUCACCCUUCAGCGCCGGCAUCACUAGUCUCGUCGCCUCGGUUCUUAUACCAGCAAUGCGACAUUUUGUCGUGGAAGUCUCAGCGGGCGGCGUUUGAGGCCGGGUUCCGCAAAUUCGGAUCCAUCGAUGCCGUCUUUGUCAAUGCCGGGAUCAACGAGUACGGCGACCAGUUCUUCAAGGACGAGUUAGAUGAAGAAGGGUUACUGAGGGAGCCGGAUCGUCGGACGUUGAAUGUGGAUUUGCUUGCUGCUAAUGAUACGACUAGGUUGGCGAUUUAUUAUUUGAAGAAGAACAAGAAUAAGAAGCCCGACAGCAGCAGCAAAGGUGGAAGUGGAAGUGGAAGUGGGUUCUCCGGCUCGAUUGUCAUGACGGCCAGUCUGGCUGGGUAUUUGGCCAGUGCCGGUGCUCCUUUGUACAGUGCGGCCAAACAUGGGAUCGUGGGCUUGAUGAGAGCUCUAAAAAACGACACGGCCAAACAAGGAAUUGCCAUCUCGGUGGUCGCCCCGGGAAUCACGUUGACGGAUAUCAUUGCAGGCCGCAAACCUGGAGAGUCGCUGUCCGAUUGGGCCAAGAGGAUGCGGGCGCUGGGAGUGCCCAUCAACGACCCGGCCGAGAUCGCGGAUGCGGUGGUGUAUCUUAUGGGAUUGGGUAUCGAUGCCAACGGGAAAGGUCUGCUGGUUCAGGCGGGCCGGGUGGCUGAUGUCGAGGCUGGGAUUGCGACUUCGCGAAAUGUCUGGAUGGGAGAGGAGAUGUUGAGAUUGUUCAGAAGGGGCCGAAAUGCUCCUUUGUUUCCGAAUCGGUUGUGA